This is a messenger RNA of Meloidogyne enterolobii, 3582 nucleotides long. The record is from the annotation of a GenBank genome assembly. Lineage: Eukaryota; Metazoa; Nematoda; Chromadorea; Rhabditida; Meloidogynidae.
AUGUCACGUACAAGUAUAUCCCCAUAUUCCACAUCCUCUUCUUCUUCUCAAUCAAAACCAACAAAUAAUUUAUUAAAUCAAAAUAUAAUUAUGGAAGAAGAUUUAUUGCAAGAUGAAACUUUGUAUUUUGAAAGGAAUAGAAUUAAACAAUUAAAAGAUGAAAGGAGGGAUAUACAAAAGAAGACUUUUACAAAAUGGUGUAAUACUUAUUUAAGUAGAGCUCGUAUGGAAGUUCAAGACCUUUUUGCAGAUUUGGGGGAUGGUAUAAUGUUAUUAAAAUUUUUGGAAAUUAUAAGUGGAGAAAGUCUUGGAAAGCCUAAUCGUGGAAGAAUGCGUGUACAAAAAAUUGAAAAUAUAAAUAAAAGUUUAGAAUUUUUGAAACAAAAGAAAAUACAAUUAGAAAAUAUUGGGGCAGAAGAUAUAGCAGAUGGAAAUGAACAUUUAAUUCUUGGACUUAUUUGGACAAUAAUUUUACGUUUUACAAUAGAAAAUAUAGAAAUUGAAGCAAAAGAAUCGGGGGAAAGGAAACACGCAAAAGAAGCUUUGCUGCUUUGGUGCCAAAGAAAAACAGCUGGAUACCCAAAUGUUCGAAUCGAUAAUUUUUCUUCUUCUUGGCGUUCGGGAUUGGCCUUUUGUGCUUUAAUUCAUUCACAUCAUCCUGAAUUAAUUAAUUUUGAUGGACUUAAUACACAAGAUCCUUUAUCUAAUUUAAAUAUGGCAUUUGACGUAGCAGAACGUAAACUUGAUAUUGCACGUUUACUCGAUGCUGAAGAUGUAAAUGUUUCUUGUCCAGACGAGAAAAGCAUAAUAACUUAUGUUUCUCUUUUCUAUCAUUGUUUUGCUAAAGAAAAAAGUGAAUUAACUGGGGCUAGAAGAGUUGCUAAAGUUGUUGGGGAAUUAGUUAAAUUAGAUUGUUUACAAGAAGAUUAUGAACAAUUAGCUGCUGAUUUGCUUUGUUGGAUACAUCAAAAAAUAAAUGAAUUGGCUGAUAGACAUUUCCCUAAUUUAUUAAUUUCUUUACGAGAAUUGCUUGCAACAUUUAGUUGUUUUAGAAAAGAAGAAAAACCUCCAAAAUAUAAAGAGAAAGGAGAAUUGGAAGCUCUUUUCUUUGCCAUUCAAACAAAAAGAAAUGCCGGUCGUCGGAAGUCAUAUAUUCCACCAGAAGGACUUGGAUUACAUGAUUUAGAAAGUGCUUGGACAGAAUUAGAAAAGGCUGAACAUGCACGGCAAGGUGCUUUAAUAAGUGAAUUACAACGACAGGAAAGGCUAGAACUUCGUGCCCAAUUAUUUCAUAAAAAGGCAGAUGUGAGGGAUGCUUGGCUACGGGAAAUGCAAUCAGUACUUAACCAAUUUGAAUGUCAACAAAAUUCACAAACAGUAGAGGCUGGACUUCGCCUUUUAAGAAAUAUUUCAGCAGAAUAUUUACCAAAAACUUCUCGUUUUGCUUUACUUUCAGAAUUAAGUAUUGAAUUACAAAGAGAAAAUUUCCAUGAUUUUGAAAAUAUUCGUUCAAGAGAGAGGGAUAUACUUUCACGUUGGAAUACAUUUUUGGCAAUAUUGGAACAGAAAGAACAAGAAUUGGGACGUUUAGGGGAAUUGAGUAAUUUAUUGGGUGAAUUGGAGGAAUUGAAGGAAGAAUUGACACAAAUGGGGAAAGAAUUGGGUAGACAACGAACACAGGAAAAUUGUAAGCAUUUGGCAGCAGUAGAUGAAUUAUUAAGAAGAUUAGAAUUAACAGAAAAUAAUAUUCGAGCUAAAAAGGAAUGGUUAAUACAAUUAAAUAAAAAAGCUAAACAAUAUGUAAAAACUGUUUCUUCAAAUAUCGGAGGAAAUGAACAACUUUUUGAAUGUUUAAAUGAAAGAGAACAACAAUUAAAUUAUUUACAAUCAGAAUUAAAACAACACAGAGCAGCAUUACAAAGAGCUAGAGAAUUCUUUCAAUUUAUUGCCCAUUGGGAAGAACAAAUAAGUUGGUUAACUGACCGUUUAUCUCUUUGUCAAUCAUUGUCAACUACUCGAGACCUUUCUAAUAUUGGCCAAUCUCAGAGAGCACAUAAAAGUUUGGAAGCAGAAAUGGCUGGGCAAUGGGAACGGACAAAACUUUUAAUUGGGGAUGGAGAACGUUUAAAUCAACCAGAAGAGGUACAUGGACGGUUGGAAAUACUUCAAAAAAAAUGGGAGGAAUUGCGAAUUGCAAAUAUUGCUUUACUUUCAUGGAUUAGAGAGGCAGAUAGAUUACAACAAUAUUUUCAAGACGCUAAUGAAACAGAAAGUUGGAUAAGGGAAAGAAUGCCUUUAGCUCAAUCAGAAGAUUUUGGGCGUGAUAUUAGUACAGCAGAAUGUCUUUGGAGAAGACAUCGUCAAUUGGAAAAAGAAAUAUUUAGUUAUGAAACAGAAAUUAAAAGAUUGGAUAUAUUAAGUAAUGAAUUGGCACAAACAAAAUUUAUUUUAGACGAAAAUAUUGUUGAGGGGGAAUUGGAAGAUAACGAAGAAGAAGAAAAUAAUGAAGAUGAGGAGGAAAUUGUUGUCCCUAAAAUUGUGGCUUUAUAUGCUUAUAAUGGAAAUAAUAAAAAUAAAAAUGGGGGAAAUAUUUUUGUUAGUCGAGGAGAGGAAUUAGCAUUAUUAGAUAAUUCUAAUAAAGAUUGGUGGAGAGUAUUGACACAAACAGGAAUGGAAGGAUAUUUACCGUCAAAUUAUUGUGAAUUAAUUAAUGAUGAAAAUGUAACAAUAAUGCAACCAAAAAUAAAUAAAAAAAGAAAAGAAAAAAUAAUUUCAUUGGAUGGCCCUUCAGCAAUAGAAAAAAGACAAAAUAAAUUAAAUUGUGAUUAUCAAAAUAUUAUUUGUUUGUCCCAAAAAAGGGGAAAAGCUUUGGGAGAAGCAACUAAUUUAUUUAAAUUCUUUGCUGAAUGCACUGAUUUUGAACAAUGGACAAAAAUUACAGGGCAGAAUUUACAAGAACCUUUAAAUCAAGAACAUUUACCCGCUAUUCAGAAAAAGUUUCAGAAAAUUCGAGAUGAAAUUAACAAUCAAGGUCAAGCCCAAUUUAGUCAACUUACCCAAAUGUCUGAACAAUUAAUUACUCAAUGCAAUAAUAUUAAUUCUUAUUCACACUCUCGUGUUGGAGAAGUUUUAAAGAGAAAAGAAAAAAUAAUUAAUCUUUGGUCACAACUUCAAUCCCUUUUAAACAAAAAAAUAGAAAAAUUAGAAUUUGCCCAAAAUCUGUGGAAUUUUAAUGAAAAAUGUGCAGAUACAAAGGAAUGGUUACAAGAAAAAGGAGAACAAAUGCCAGCACAACCAUCUUCUUCAAAGACACCAACUUCUGAUUUAAAAGCUUUACAAGCUGUUCAAAGAAGAUUACAAAACAUUGAAAGAGAUCUCCGUCCUCUCGCAGAUAGAAUGAAUACUUUAUGGACACAGGCAAACCAAAUUUCUGAGGAACAACCAGAACGAGCUGAAGAAGUUCAAGCAAAAGUACAGGCACUCGAGGCAAUGCAUGCUGAAUUGUUGGCACAAGCACGUGCCUGGAUUGAACAGGCAGAGCGUUCUCAAGGGCAACAAAUGUUUGAACAGGCAGCUAGGUAA